Molecule: messenger RNA, 1929 nt
Organism: Ceratitis capitata (Mediterranean fruit fly)
Lineage: Eukaryota; Metazoa; Arthropoda; Insecta; Diptera; Tephritidae
Gene: SmydA-6
Product: protein msta
Exons: 5
Coding region: 327-1847 (506 amino acids)
Molecular function (GO): protein binding
Source: RefSeq, a predicted model, not a curated record
AGCCAACACACACGGAGAAAAGUUCGUUUCGAUUAAAAAAAAAUAUUAUUUAAUUUUGAAGCUAAAUAAUUCAAAAAUUCAGUAAAAGCUCUGCUAUCAAAUAUGUUUAAAACCAAUUGAUUUUAGUUACGCUAUCGAUUUUUUCACUAUCGAUCUUUUUUUUUCUUUUUAUUGCCGGCCGAUAAAUGUUGUGGGAAUAUUAGAAGAGAGAAGGAAAUGAGUUCAAACUUUAAAGUUAUAAAACAUUGUGUAAUAGAAAAAUAAGAUUUUAAAAAAUAUAGAAUUUAUACGAUUUAGGCAGUAAUAUAAUUGGAGGAAAAGAAACUAUGAAUGAUUUAACGAAAAAAUAUAUAAUUGAGCAAAAUGACGCAUUUGGAAGAUACCUAACAGCAGCAGCAGAUAUUAAAGCCGGCGAAACAUUUUUGUUAGAACAGCCGAUAUUAUUGUUGGCAUCUAAUGGCGAUAGACGUUGCACGAAUUGCCUGAAAUUGACAACAGAAUUUUGCAGAAUUUGCCAGGUAUUUGCGCUCUGCGACAACUGCGCUUCUCACAAUGAAUACGAUUGUGGUUUACUUGCCGGAAUGAAGGAUAUACAGGUGGAUCUCGUCAAGGAAAAUCCACUCAUUUAUGGACUACUUAAAUGUCUGCUAUUGCGUGAGAAUCCAGAAAACACAGCAUAUUAUGGGCAACUAAUUCAAAUGGAGUCACAUUUAGAAGCACGACGUGGUAGUGAAAUUUGGCGAGACCUACAGCAACGUGCAGUCGAGCCAUUACUUCAGUCAGGCCUAACAAAAUACUUGAAAGAUACACAGAGCGUGGAUGAAAAUUUGCUCCACAAAUACUUAGCUAUAAUCGAUGUCAAUUGCUUUGAGAUACGGGCACCGGAUGAAGGUCAAUUACGCGGUAUCUACCCGCUUGCGGCGCUUAUGGCGCAUAAUUGCGUAUCGAAUGUACAGGCCAGCAUUGACGAGCACUAUCAAAUGAAGGUAUAUGCAAGGUGUGAUGUUUCGAAGGGCGCUCUGCUCUACAACUGCUAUACAAAUGUGCUAUUGGGCACUGACGAGCGACGUCAUCUGCUAAAGGUGGGUAAGUAUUUCGAUUGUAAGUGUGCGCGUUGCGAGGAUCCCACUGAGCUGGGUUCACACAUGAGUAGUUUCAUGUGCGCGCGCUGUGCUGACAAUAAACGCGCGGGUUUUAUUGUAAAGAAAAAGAAGGAGCCAGCGCAAGGGCAGCAACAGACAGCAAAACAAACGAAAAGUUCGGCAACCAAACAACUGUGGCUGUGGCAAUGUCAACAGUGUGAGCACACCCUAACGGCGGAAACUGUAGAACAACUAAUAGAACGUGCCAAAGAGGAAAUGUUUCACGCCAAAGAUGAUGUGACACGCUAUGAGCUUUUGCUAUCGAAACUCACGCGCUACUUUCACCCAAAUCAUUACCUGCUGUUGGACAUAAAACAGAAUAUAGCUGCCAUCUUACGUUCGAUACUACAGAAUUUUUCACUGCAACCGGGCCGUAAGGUGUACGAGCGAAAAGUGCGUCUCUGUCAGGAUAUAUUUGGCAUUUUGCAAAUAAUAUUGCCGGGGAUUUCACGUCUGAAAGCAAUUGUGCUCUACGAGAUGGCCAAUACAACGGCAGAGUUGCAUCGCAUGCGAUACGAACAGAAGGAGUUGCAGAAGAUGGAGUUGGUGGCUCUUCUAAAACACAUAGAACAGAUGCUGCGCGAGGCUAUUCGCAUGUUGUUAUAUGAACCACCAGAUACACCGGAAGGUCAGAUGACUAAAAACAUGCUGAAGGAACUGAAGGAUCUGCAAAACGACAUAAAAUACUUGGAGGAAAAUCAAUGAUCAAAAUAAUAAAUUAACUAGAGAAAGUUUUUGCCAGAUUUGUACGCAAGAAAAAGAUGAAUAAAUAAAUUGUGUGCUUAGA